Molecule: messenger RNA, 690 nt
Organism: Prosopis cineraria
Lineage: Eukaryota; Viridiplantae; Streptophyta; Magnoliopsida; Fabales; Fabaceae
Product: B3 domain-containing transcription factor VRN1-like
Exons: 5
Coding region: 1-690 (229 amino acids)
Molecular function (GO): DNA binding
Source: RefSeq, a predicted model, not a curated record
AUGGAAACGGAUGCCUCUAGUCAAGAGGACAGCCUUGAUAAUCUCAGUGAUGAUAUAAUUGAAAUCUUGGAUGAGACACCUCCAAACGAAAAGGCCAGGAAGGCAAUUUCAAGGAACAGGACUUCAGAAAUCAACCAAAGCAAAAUUGAAAUUUCUGAGCAAAUAUCUGAAGAAGACACCAUGGGAACAAGAAUUUUCAACAAAGUUAAAUGUGUGAAUUCUGAGCAUAGACAGAAAAACGUAUUAGCUGCCGUGGAAAAGAACAGAGCUUUGGAUGUUGCCAGAUCUUUCAAAUAUGAUAAUCCCUUUUUCACGUUAGUCAUGCAGCGUUCAUAUAUCGGUUCUGGUUGUUACUUGUCAAUGCCAAAAGACUUUGCUGCAAAACAUUUGAAGGAAGAAUGUGUUGUGCAACUUCAGACCUUGGAUGGCAGAACUUGGCCUGCUAAGUUUAAAGUUCCUAAAAUUGGAGAAGGCUGGAGGAAGUUUGUGAAGGAAAAUGGUUUGAAAGUGGGGGAUGUUUGUGUAUUUGAAAUCAUUGAUCUCUCAUUCAAAGUACAUAUUUUUAGAGAUGCUGAAAAAGGAGAUCUGAAAGUUAAUGCUUUUGAAAAGGAGCAGAGCAGCUGUAUGCAAGAUCCACCUCUUGAAAGGAGAGCUCUUCCAUAUCUGAAAAUCCUCGUUUUGUGGCUUUGA